AUGCGGUACACGGUAGUGCAGCAUAAGCAAGCUGGCGACGCACCCCAUGGCCCAUCAUCUGUCAAGCGUGUGCCUGAUCCGUAUCAAAGAGAGGCUUCGGCUGGCUUCUUGCUGUUGUUUGGCGAUGGCAAUCUCAACGCAUUGCCUUGUAUGUCCAAAAAGAGGUUGAAGUCAGACAUUUCGAUGCAGGUUUAUACGCGUGUACUGGUCGAACGGCACAAGCAUCCAGGGCACAUUGGCGGUUACUAUGAGGUCUUUGUGAGGUUGCCGCACCGCAGGGACAGUGGAGCAAGCUAA
Neurospora tetrasperma FGSC 2508 is the source of this 297-nucleotide messenger RNA. RefSeq lists its product as uncharacterized. The record is from RefSeq and is a predicted model, not a curated record. NCBI's taxonomy places the organism in Eukaryota, Fungi, Ascomycota, Sordariomycetes, Sordariales, Sordariaceae. The transcript has 3 exons. The coding region runs from base 1 to 297 and encodes 98 amino acids.